Molecule: messenger RNA, 408 nt
Organism: Penicillium samsonianum
Lineage: Eukaryota; Fungi; Ascomycota; Eurotiomycetes; Eurotiales; Aspergillaceae
Exons: 1
Coding region: 1-408 (135 amino acids)
Source: RefSeq, a predicted model, not a curated record
AUGUCUCAAUUCUCUGACGCUGGCCCCUCAUCCCGAUAUGAGAGUGAUGCAGAUAAUCUCUCCUUUCCUCGGUCUGACGAUGCCUAUCUCUUUACCCCUGAGUCGCCGAGCAGUCAGCAAACAACUGUUUCUGUCCAAGAUUCACCCUUCCUUCGACCACCACCACCAUCACCUUCGAUUCCUCAGUCCCUUGGGCGCGUUGGCCCAAAUCGAACGAAGAACUUCAUUCUUUAUUCAGUCAUGAAUAAAGCGGAUUUUAUGGAUUGGUGGCUUCAGACAAUGGCGGCAGCUGAGAGAGACGAGGCACCAAAAGGCGAUCCUAGACGCAAGUUUGAGUGGGAUGGAACCAGAAAGCAUUCGACAAGCUGGGAAAAUUUGGACCAGGUGGCACAUAUUAACACAUAUUAA